UUUCUGCCAAAGAGGCGCGUGCUGCUGUUGGAACUCUCAAUCUACACAGACUCCUUGAGAGGCGCGUGCUAUUCGAACCCACACCGGUGUUGGAGCUGAGUAGGCGUGUUGGAGAAGUGAACCUGCAGUAGUAGUAGGCUACCAGACUGACCAGCUGAUGUUCAUGGAGCAGAGACCAGCUUUGAUGUGGACCUUCCUGCUGGGGGCUGCACUCGCCCUGGUCUUUCCUCCAGCUGGAUCCUUUAAUACCUCCAAAGCAGAUCCCAGACAACCAGAACUAAUUCGCUGUGAGUUCCUGCAUCGGGCUAACGUCACCUGCUACUGGAAGCUAGGGAGUGCACUGUCAAGCCACAACACGUUGCAAGUUCAGAGGUUGCCUUGGACACAUAAAGUUAACAUCUCAAGAAAAAGCCCUUUGACGACAUUCAGCUGCACCACAUCAGGAACCAGCUGCACAGCAGCACUUAAUGGCUCAUCUGUGAGAUUCGAAUUUUGCACAACCGUCACAGCUCAAGGCCCCAGCUGGAAUGAAUCAUCACAAAACCGCUGUCAGUCAGGCAGACUUGAAGUGAUUUUGCCUCCAGUGACUUUGGAUGUAAAGCCUGUCAGCGGAAAGCCUAAGUGUCUGAAUGUAACCUGGAGCAACUCUGACUUCCCUGUGUCUCUCAAAGAAAUCAGAGCUGGACACCUGACAUCCCAGAUUCAGUUUGCUGCACAGGGACAGCUGGAUUUUCAGGUCCAAAAUGUGAUAGUGAGAGACUAUAGCAUGCUAGUUUGUCUCUUUAGACCUGACACCUCGUACAGCAUCAGGCUUCGUCAUCAAUUCUUGGCGGCAGGGAAUGAAACUGUUCACAAAUACCCAGAGUUAUACUGGAGCCCGUGGAGCAAUGAAACCUGGGGAAGGACAGUGAUGGAUGCACCGGCACUCUGGAGGCAAAUAAAACAAACAGAACAAAACGGCUGGAGAAACAUCUCACUGCUGUGGCAGGCCAAUGGUAGAGUCCGCUCUUACAAUGUAACCUGCCACACAGAAAGCAGUCUUGUUCUGGAGGAUCAUGGGAGCUGUAAGAAUUUGCACAGUUUAAGUACUUCUUGCAGCCUGCUCCUGCCUAAUGGAUGUUGCUCAUGUGCUCUGACAGCCUUCACUUCUGAGGGGUUCUCCCCAGAGGCCCGAACAUGGUUCCUUGGGGUUUCUGAAUCUGAGCCACCGCCCCCAAAUAAUCUCACUGUACGCCCACUGGACGAUAGCAGUUUGGAUGUUCGUUGGACUGCUCCAGUUGGUUUGCCAGCAAAAGGCUAUGUGGUGGAGUGGUUUGCCAUGACGGAGAGCAACAACAGCAUCCUGCACUGGGAAACACUGAAUAGUUCCUGUACAGCAUUUGUCAUCACUGAGGGAGUUAAGGCUUUGGAGCGUUACACCGUUUCUGUCAGAGUGCUGUAUGGUGAAAGAGGUGCAGGACAGAACAGGAUGGUCCAAGUGUAUACACGCCAAGGAGCUCCCUCAAGUGGUCCAACAGUGGUGGUGAAACAGAUCUCAGGCAGAACUGUGGAGCUCACCUGGAGUCCUGUACCUGUGGAAAUGCGUCAUGGGUUCAUCCGCAGCUACGUACUUUAUUUCAUAACAGCAAACCAGCCAACAGGACGUAAAGGUCUAUCUGCUGAUGCUCAUAGUGACUCUCUGAGGGAUCUGUUGCCGGGUAACUAUGACAUCUUCAUGAAGGCCAUCACUGAUGCUGGAGCUGGAGAACCUGGACCCGUCACUAAAGUGCACAUAGGUGGACAGGACACACAAAAGAAGCAAAAACUCUAAAAUUCUGCCAUUACUGAUAAUACCAUGACAUUAAGUUUUAUGGUACUUUCAGCUGUUAUUAGAACAUAUAAUGCUGAACACAUACUUGUUAGUCCAGUCCUUAUUAAAUCUGUAAUGUUCUGUAUCAACUUUUCACUUCAGGCUCUUGGAGAGAGUGAUUUUCCUGCCUGAGAAU
Molecule: messenger RNA, 1985 nt
Organism: Cheilinus undulatus (humphead wrasse)
Lineage: Eukaryota; Metazoa; Chordata; Actinopteri; Labriformes; Labridae
Product: interleukin-31 receptor subunit alpha
Exons: 12
Coding region: 158-1810 (550 amino acids)
Biological process (GO): cytokine-mediated signaling pathway
Cellular component (GO): signaling receptor complex; external side of plasma membrane
Molecular function (GO): cytokine receptor activity; cytokine binding
Source: RefSeq, a predicted model, not a curated record